Patella vulgata (common limpet) is the source of this 2062-nucleotide messenger RNA. Its product is annotated as thymidine kinase, cytosolic. Gene Ontology annotation, molecular function: ATP binding; thymidine kinase activity. Lineage: Eukaryota; Metazoa; Mollusca; Gastropoda; Patellidae. The transcript has 7 exons. The record is from RefSeq and is a predicted model, not a curated record. Bases 72 to 782 code for a protein of 236 amino acids. Gene Ontology annotation, biological process: thymidine metabolic process.
CGGCGGGAAAGAUAAGAAAACCAAAUUUCUAUUACUUUGUCUGUAUUUAAUUUACAAAUUAUAGUUUUAAAAUGAAUUCGAAGACUGCUAACCACACACAUUCUAUUCCUACAAUCAAGACCAUGAAAAAGGGUGAAAUUCAGGUGAUAUUUGGUCCAAUGUUUUCUGGCAAAACGACUGAAUUAGUGAGAAGAUUAAAACGCUACCAGAUUGCUAAUUAUAAUUGUUUAGUUGUUAAAUAUGCUAAAGAUGAUAGAUAUGAUGCAGAUGGGGUAGCUACACAUGAUAAACAAAGCUUACCAGCUGUAUCAGCAGAAAUACUAUCAACACUAAGAUCAACUGCAUUAAAAUAUGAUGUUAUAGGCAUUGAUGAAGGCCAGUUUUUUCCAGAUAUUGUAAAUUUUUGUGAAGAAAUGGCAAAUGAUGGUAUAACUGUUGUAGUUGCAGCUCUAGAUGGAACUUUUCAAAAACAGGGAUUUGGUAAUAUUUUAAAUUUAGUACCUUUAGCUGAACAUGUUAUGAAAUUAACUGCUGUUUGUAUGAUGUGUUAUAAUGAGGCAUCUUUUACAAAGAGGAAAGGCAAUGAAACACAGGUUGAAGUUAUUGGUGGAGCUGAUAAAUAUUUAGCUGUGUGUCGGUCAUGUUAUACAAAACCUAACAAACAAUCACCACGCAAACGAUCUCCUUUAAAACAACUAAAUAAUAUGCAGCAUUUAAGGUCUUCAUCACCCGGAAAAUCAGAAACAACUCGUAGAUUAUUUGAAAAACACCUGCAAGUUUGAAAUAUAUGAAGUAUUGUAAAUCUGUUUGUUAAUUAUGAUCAUGUAUUUUUUUUUUCAUUUUGAGAUUGCAUGUAUGCUCUUAUAUUUUUUUUAAUUAGAUUUUUUUUUUUUCUAACAAACAAUUGUAUUUCGAUUUCUUUUUUUUAUUUAAACUUAUUUAUCAUUCUAUAUAAAUUUUCAUCCAUCUAAACCACAUGUUGUAUUUUUAAUGCCAAUGUUUGUUGUCUACAAUUUUUUAAGUCUACACAAUUAUUGUUCUUAUUUUUUUAUAUGGUUUUUAAAUGAGUAAGGUGAAGAAUCCCAUUGAUAAUCUCUUGUUAAAAACUCAGGUCAUAGCAUUGUAUUAGAUGAAAACAAAUAGUGUCUAUUACUGUCUAUUUAUAUUUAGUGUGUCAGUUUGUUUUGCAAGAUGAGUGUCUUUCACUAUUCAAUUAAACAAUUAUGAUUUAAUAAAUGAAUCACAACAGUUCUAUGCAAAAUGGGGGUUGGAUGGCUGAAUGGUUAGCGUGUGCGCGCUGUAUCAUAAGGACUGUCAUUGAGUCAACAGUCAAAACUAAAAAAACUCCCAAUUUGGUUGAAAACAAUUAGGCUAUCUGGUGUUUAGGAAAAUAUGACAAAAAAUAGGAAUAAAUUGUAGGUGGAUAAGAGAGUCCAAAACAAACCAACUAUAACAUAGAACUUACUCUAUUAUUAAUGGAAAUAACAAAUCAGAUCAAACUAAUUCCUUUAAAUGUGCAGAUGGUUUUUUUAGACUAGUCACAAUAAUAAUGAAUUAACUAUUUCACAUACUGAAACAUUUCAAAGAGUACUCUCUCAAUGUUAUCACCGAAAUGCCUCUAGAAUAACACUAAUGGAUUGUUCCAUAUUUAAUUAUAUCAGUGAAAUUGCUAUUAUUUUUUUCUAAGGAGCUAAGGCGAGGACCAUGCCUAGCAACUCGAUAUGUUUAUUGAUUUUAUACAUAAUAUUUUUAUUGCAUGUUUUUAUUAAUAUUACAGAACUCUUUUUUUUUUUUGAUUUUAUCAAAAUUUGUACUUAUGUCAAUGUGCUUAUAAUAGUUUUAGUAAUCAGCAAAUGAGAAUGCGAUGUGUUUUGUAAAUGUAAAUAAGAAAAGAUCUGUCAUGUAAAUUGUGCAAAUAAAGACAGAAAGUGCUAAGCAUAUUAUGCCAUUAAUCUAUUUUACAAAUGUCAAUGAUAACUCUUUGUUUUAAUAUUGAUGUUAUAAUAUUGAUGAAAUGUCUCUACUUCUUUUUAGUGAGUUCAAUAAAUUAUAUUUAAUUUUU